Molecule: messenger RNA, 1239 nt
Organism: Podospora anserina S mat+
Lineage: Eukaryota; Fungi; Ascomycota; Sordariomycetes; Sordariales; Podosporaceae
Exons: 2
Coding region: 1-1239 (412 amino acids)
Source: RefSeq, a predicted model, not a curated record
AUGUCCGCCACCCUUCUCAUCAAGCUUCCGGCAAGAAGAUCCCAACUCAGCCGUGCUGCCAGUGUCAUCAUGCCCCCAACAGUCCAGUUCAACCCCUCCGCCACCUCAUGGCGCUCUUCACCCCCCACAGACCUGGGCAGCACCACCUCCCAAACGAUCCAAACCUUUCACUCCCUCCUCCCCUCCUACAGCCCCACACCCCUCCAGCCCCUUCCCUCCAUCGCCCAAGACCUAGGUAUCAAAGCCGUCUACCUCAAAAGCGAAGCCUCCCGGCUCGGGCUCCCUUCGUUCAAAAUACUAGGUGCCUCAUGGGCUGUUUACCGCGCCGUACUUGACUUCCUUGCCGUUGGGCUGGUUCCCAGCCAGGCACUCCCCUCUCUGGAUGACAUUAAGAAAGUGAUCCACGACAAGGGUUUGGAAGAGUUAAAGGUAAUCACCGCCACAGCAGGCAACUGGGGACGGGCGGUGGCCAAGACGGCGGGGUAUCUCGGUUUGAAGACCGUGGUUUUCGGGAGUGAUCAUAUGCAUCCUACCACAAGAGAACUGAUACGCAACGAGGGGCUAGGGGCCGAGGUUAGGGUGGUGAAAGGGGGGUAUGUUGAUGCUGCGAACGAGGCGAGGGAGUAUGGGAUGGAAGAGGGGAGGGAAAAAGAGAGGUUGUUGGUUAUGGAUAUGGGUUUUGAGGGAGGGGAGAAAGUUCCUGGGGGAUACAGCACUAUGCUUACGGAGUACGAGACUCAGAUUCGGGAACAAACUGAUGGUCAACGGGGUGCGACACAUGCUUUUGUUCCUUGCGGUUGUGGAUCUAUCGCGAGUGCUGUCACGCAGUUUUUUAGGGACGCCAAAAGGGAGGAUGAUGUGAAAGUUGUGGUUGUCGAGCCGGAUUCUGCGGCUUGUUUGUUGGCUUCACUUGAAAGGGGAGAGGAUAGUACGGUUGAGACGGGGGAUGAGACGAUUAUGUGUGGGAUGAACUGUGGGACACUGUCAGGGAGCGCUUGGGAGGUUUUGGGGAAAGGUGUGGAGGCGGGUGUAGCUGUGACUGAUAAAGAGGCUCAUCGGGCUGUGGUGGAUCUUGAGAAUGAGGGGGUUGAAGCUGGGCCUUGCGGUGCGGCUACGUUGGCCGGGUUGAGGAGAGUCUGCGCGGAUGUUUCGGCGAGGGAGAAGUUGGGGUUGGGUGCGGAGGCGGUGGUAGUGUUGUUCUGUACGGAGGGGAAGAGGGAAUAUGAGGUGCCAGUGUAA